Messenger RNA from Pteronotus mesoamericanus, 1797 nucleotides. RefSeq names its product torsin family 3 member A (gene TOR3A). NCBI's taxonomy places the organism in Eukaryota, Metazoa, Chordata, Mammalia, Chiroptera, Mormoopidae. The transcript has 6 exons. The coding region runs from base 23 to 1210 and encodes 395 amino acids. Gene Ontology annotation, cellular component: endoplasmic reticulum lumen; nuclear envelope. Gene Ontology annotation, molecular function: ATP hydrolysis activity; ATP binding. The record is from RefSeq and is a predicted model, not a curated record.
UAGGAGCAGCAGCCGGCCGGCUAUGCCUCGCGGCCCGCGGCUCCCACUCUGGCCCUGGGUCCUGCUGCCGCUGCUGGCGGGCGCGCUGGGGCACCGCGGCCCUGCCGGGCCCGGGGCGGCGGCCGAGGAGCCGGGCUCGGGGCGGAACUGGCCGGCCUUCCAGGACCUGAAGGAGCGGCUGAGGGCAGCCGUGGCCCUCUCCAAACAGUACUGGGAGCGCUUCUGCUGCCACGUGUGGCCUGAGACCUGCCGGCAGGACGGGAAGGGCCCCCUCGCCUGGAGCCUUCCGGUGCUGGGCCAGCAGUACCUGGACAUCCUGACCACGUGGUACUGCAGCGUCCAGGAUUGCUGCGCCGGAGGGGACUGCAGGAUCUCCAAUAACUUCACAGGCCUGCAGUGGGACCUGCAAGUGCGCCUGCACGGCCAGCACCUGGCCCGGGAGCUGGUCCUGACGACGGUGAGGGGCUACUUGGAGCUGCCGCGGCCAGGCAAGGCCCUGGCCCUGUCGUUCCACGGCUGGUCCGGCACAGGCAAGAACUUCGUGGCGCGGAUGCUGGCGGAGAACCUGUACCGGGACGGGCUGAGGAGUGACUGCGUGAGCGUGUUCAUCACCAUGCUGCACUUCCCUCACCCCAGGCUCGUGGACCUGUACAAGGAGCAGCUGCUGGACCAGGUGAGGAAGACGCAGGAGCGCUGCCCCCAGACCCUGUUCAUUUUUGACGAGGCUGAGAAGCUGCACCCCACACUGCUGGACGCCCUCGGGUCACACCUGGAGCCCCGGGCCCCUGAGGACCACAGGGCUGAGUCCCCGAGAGCCAUCUUUCUUUUUCUCAGCAACCUCGGCGGCAACCUCAUCAACAAGGUGGUCCUGGAUCUGCUCAAGGCCGGGCAGCCCCGGGAGGAAAUCGCGCUGGAACACUUGGCGCCCCAUCUCCAGGCUGCGCUCGUCGCGGCCACAGACAGUGGCUUCGGCCACAGCCGCCUUCUGAAGGAAAACCUGAUCGACUUCUUUGUCCCCUUCCUGCCACUGGAGUACCAUCACGUGAGGCUGUGUGCACGCGACGCGUUCCUGACCCAAGAGCUCCCGUACACAGAAGAGGUGCUGGAUGAAAUUGCCAAGAUGGUGGUGUAUGUCCCCAAAGAGGAACAGCGCUUCUCUUCUCAGGGAUGCAAGUCUAUCGCCCAGCGAAUUAACUAUUUCCUGCCUUGACGGCGAGGUGGAACGUCAUGCUGCCUGCAUUCCACCAGUGGGACCCUGGGCCGGGGGCUCCAGCACGCGCCCCACACAUGCCUGUGCCUAACAGGAAGGCCUUCAAUUGGGAGCUGGAGCCCGUCCUAAAAUCACGUGGUGCCUUCAAGAGCCACGUGGGGGCGAGAGACACCCCCAUGGGUUUAUGAGCAUCUCAGCUCUUGCCUGCAGAAGCUUGGGCUUGGGUGAGGGCCCCGAGGCGGCACGGCCCCCCGGGGAGGGAAAGGACGCCCUGCUGCUGCCUGGGGGCGGGUGGGGGCACAGCUCAGGCUUGCCAGCUGGGGGUGGAGGCGGCUUUCAGGUGGUUAUUCCCAGAGGGGAGGCUGAGCAGCUCACAUCUGUAAGCAGAUCAGGGAAGGUCAAGUAAACAAUAAUUUUUUAAAAAAGAGUCAGCGUAGCCUAAGGUUUGUUCUAUUUUAAAAAAUUCUUUUAGGUUAGGGGCCCUGGCAUCACUGUGCCAUAUGUAAAUAAUAAAAUUCUCUAUUUUUCUAAAACCUUCAGCCUCCUUUCUUAAUGAGACCUAGAAAUCCUAUUCCGCAAAAUUCUGA